Eublepharis macularius is the source of this 966-nucleotide messenger RNA. Its product is annotated as olfactory receptor 52K2-like. Gene Ontology annotation, molecular function: olfactory receptor activity; G protein-coupled receptor activity. The transcript has a single exon. Bases 1 to 966 code for a protein of 321 amino acids. Gene Ontology annotation, cellular component: membrane. Lineage: Eukaryota; Metazoa; Chordata; Lepidosauria; Squamata; Eublepharidae. Gene Ontology annotation, biological process: G protein-coupled receptor signaling pathway. The record is from RefSeq and is a predicted model, not a curated record.
AUGUCUGCUGCUAACUGGACCUUCUUCCACCCCUCCGCUUUCAUCCUCGUAGGCAUUCCAGGACUGGAAGCCUUUCAUGUCUGGAUCUCCAUUCCUUUCUGCUCCAUCUACAUUUUCUCUGUUCUUGGGAACUGCCUUCUUUUGGCAGUGAUUAAGACCGAGCCAAGCCUCCAUGAGCCCAUGUACCUGUUCCUGUCCAUGCUGGCCGUUGCUGACCUGGUUGUCUCCACCACUACCUUGCCCAAAAUCUUGAGCAUUUUCUGGUUUGCGGACAGAGGCAUCCAUGCCGAUGCCUGCCUGGCCCAGGUUUUCCUGAUCCAUUCCUUUUCCACCAUGGAGUCGGGGUUCUUUGCUGCCAUGGCCUUUGACCGCUACGUGGCCAUAUGCAACCCGCUGAGACACUCCAGCCUCUUGACCAGCGCUGUUAUUGCCAAGAUAGGCCUGGUGGUCGUGAUCCGUGGGGCCGUGCUUCUCUGCCCCCACCCCUUCCUGCUGAGGAGGCUCCCUUACUGCAGAGGCAACGUCAUCGCUCACACCUACUGUGAGUUCAUGGCCUUGGUGAAGCUGAGCUGUGCUGACACCCAGGGACUCAAAGCCUACAGCUUGACAGUAGCCUUUCUGACUGGAGGGCUGGACUUCAUCCUCAUCAUCCUCUCCUAUGUCCUGAUCCUGCGGACUGUCUUCCAGCUUCCCUCCAAGGAGGCGCGGCUCAAAUCCCUGGGCACCUGUGGCUCCCACGUCUGUGUGAUCCUGGUGUCGUACACUCCCGCGUUCUUCUCUUUUCUGACGCACCGAUUCGGUCACCAUGUUGCUCCCUGCCUCCACAUCAUUGUGGCCAACAUCUACGUGCUGAUUCCACCCAUGAUGAACCCCGUUAUCUAUGGGGUGAGGACGAAAAAGAUCCGGGAAGCCGUCCUCAGAGUCUUCCAUCUCUCCUCUCCUGGUGAUGCUAAAACGGGCAAGUAA